AUUUAGUAAAAUAAUAGCUAGUUCUCUAUCUAUUCUCUAUUAUAGAGAACCAUCAUUUAUAUUUAUAUGAUUCAACUUAUUUUAUGGAGAUGCUCUUAAGAACAUCUUCAACGGGAUUCGUCCAUUAGAGUGGUCUUGCUAUUUUGAUUUAAUUUUCAAAAUUAAUUUGAUGUAAAAUGUUGUUUAAUUUGAACUAUGACCAUGUGACAUUUUCUUUUUCUUUUCGAAAAAAAAUUAUUAAUUUAAUGUAACGUGAGAACAUAGUAGAUAAGAGAAAAUAAAUAAAUCAAAUAGGCUCAUCUCAGGGAUCUUGCUUCUCUUUCUUUCUCUCUCUCCAUGUUAUAUUUUAGUAUUCUUUUAAUAUAAAUAAUAUUAAUUAAUAAUAUAUUUAUAUAUAUAAGGUACAGAAAUCAGUUGGUGUAGUCUCAUAGGCCUAUUCAUUACAGUUUCAGAGGAAGAAGAAAGAAGGGAAAGAGAGAAAGGCAUAUAUAUAUAUAUAUAUGGCAUCUUGGAAAAAAACGAUUGCAUCCCCAUUCAAGAAAGCUUGCACUUUCUUCAAUAAUCAACCACAACAGUCCAGGGAUCCUAAUCAUAAGAAGUCUCAUCAUCAUGAUCAGCUCCAAGAAAACGAAAACAGUGCAAGGAAUCUACAUGGAGAAGUAAUGGCAUGUGGUUAUGAAGAUGUUCAAGUGAUGUGGUCUAUUCUCGACAAGUCCAAAUCCACACCCUUUAAAAUUACAUCUUCUUAAUCAUAAUUACCUACCUAAUAAUAAAGUAAUUAAUACACCUACCUAUAUAUAAUAUAAUUCACAUGAUCACAUAUAUCAUUUUGUUCAUAUGUCAUACCAGACUCUACUUAAUUAUUUGGAUCUGGUAUGUAUAAUGGCAUGUAUAUAUACAUGUACUACUACUACUACUACUACUACUUCUUCUACUACUUUGUAGAUAUAAUUGGUGGUUAUCAUUUUUGUUAUAAUGUUUGUAAUGUUUAGUUAUCUAUAUAGGAAAUCCCUGUGAUGAAAGUUUAAAUCACAGUGAGAUUAUUAUUA
Cannabis sativa is the source of this 1049-nucleotide messenger RNA. RefSeq lists its product as uncharacterized. The coding region runs from base 501 to 749 and encodes 82 amino acids. NCBI's taxonomy places the organism in Eukaryota, Viridiplantae, Streptophyta, Magnoliopsida, Rosales, Cannabaceae. The transcript has 2 exons. The record is from RefSeq and is a predicted model, not a curated record.